This is a messenger RNA of Hypoxylon trugodes, 4866 nucleotides long. RefSeq names its product AAA-domain-containing protein. The coding region runs from base 1 to 4866 and encodes 1621 amino acids. The record is from RefSeq and is a predicted model, not a curated record. The transcript has 3 exons. NCBI's taxonomy places the organism in Eukaryota, Fungi, Ascomycota, Sordariomycetes, Xylariales, Hypoxylaceae. Gene Ontology annotation, cellular component: nucleus. Gene Ontology annotation, molecular function: chromatin binding; histone binding; ATP hydrolysis activity. Gene Ontology annotation, biological process: positive regulation of transcription by RNA polymerase II.
AUGGCUGGCAAACGAAAGCGGGACAUUCUUGACUUCGAUCCUACCAAAUCUGAUUCGGAUGACGAAAAUUUCGAACCCGAUGCCGAUCGUCCGCGUUCGCAAAAGAAGUCACGCUCUCAUAGAGUUACCAAGCCUGGUGUCCGAAAAAGAGGCAAAUAUCGUGGAUCUGAUAUCGAGGAUGAUGAUGAUGACCUCGAUGAAAGUGAUCAAGAGGGAUCGUUCGCUGAAGACGAUGAAGAAGAUGAAGAACCGCCCAUAAACGAGAAUACCGGCAGACGUAUCAGAAAGGCAGCUACAAAGCACCAAAGUUAUAAAGAGAGUUCCGAAGAGGACGAGGAAUUAGUCCGUGAUUCGGAUGAAGAAAAGUAUGACCUUAUUAAGGAUCCACCUAAGAAGUCCCCUCGUCAAAGGAAGUUGAUAACACUUCGGGUUCCUGCUUCGGCACGUAAAACACGUACAAAUUCUACCACGCAUGCUCCGAUUGGUGCUCGAAGAAUUACUAGAGCUCGCACAGUUGACAGAGAUGAUGCUGAAUUGGUCGAGUUGACGAUUUCUGGGAAACAUGCAAGACCAGCUCGAGGCUCCAAGAGUAAGAGUCCGGAAGUCUUAGCACGAGCUGCACGACCAACUCGUAGUGGGAAAGGUAUUAAGAAACCUGUACCACCACCUGUCUUGGAGGAGGAUACCCAAGUAGAGGAUGCUCCAGCUGUUGUCGAAGUCGCCCAGGACGUCGCUCAAGAUGUUGAUGCUGAUGCUGAUGCCGACGCCGACAUAGCUGAAGAGAACGUCGGCCAGGAAGAUGCAAUCGGUGAAGUUGUUAACCAAGGUCAAGAUGAACUGGUUGAAACGGUUGAGCCGAAUGAUAACAUGGAUAUUGAUGAUGACGAUGACGAUAUCCCUAUCACGCGAAAGACGCGAGGCGCAAGAGCUAAUCAAGUCGCGGCUGCUGAUGAGGAUACCCCCGCCGAUUAUGCCAAGCCGGCUACAAGAUCUCGUCGGCUGACCCGUAAAUCUCGAUUCAGAAAAUCUUUACAAGAACCUAGUAGCGAUUUUGAACCUGGAAAUGAUUCGGGAGAAGAAAUUGAGAACGGCUCGGAUGCCAACCAAGACGACGGUGCUGACGAUGACAUUUCUAGUCCAAGUGCGCGAGGUAGAAGAUCGUCGAGGGGCAAAGGAAGAAGGUCCGUCAGAAGAUCGCAACGGCUAGGCGAAAGUAACGAUGAAGAUGAAGUCGAUGAAAAUGAAGUGGCGGAAGAACUUAAAGAUCUUCGACAAGAUUCUCGUUCACGAAGAGAACGUCGCUCACCGAAGAUUAUUUUUGAAAAGAGAAAAGAAACAAGAAGACGUAGAGGCCAACCUGUCAAUUACGCAAUCGCACCACUUAAUGCAUUCCCAGUUGAGCAAGAGGAUGAUGACGAUGACGAUGCGACUGCUGCGACGCCGGCGCGACGCCGACGCGCAAAUGGUGGCGGCGGAUGGGAUCAUAACCUUCAUACAACUGCUGGCGCAUUAGGAGGUAUCGGUCUUGGUGCUGCCCUACACGGCGGACCUUGGGGUACAGGUGCUGCAGGUAAUGUUGAUUCCGACAGCAGUGACGAUGAAGUGAAUAUGCGUGCUGCUCCGGGUGGGAUGGUCGCUAUGACACCAACCUCGGCAAACCCUAAUCCCGGGGCCGGACUUGGGAAUUUUGAGGGUAGUCUGGCAGCUGCGCCGAACGUCGGCAAGAUUAAGAAUCCCAAAGCCCUCGCCGAUGCAGACCCGCUUGGUGUAGACAUGAAUGUUGAUUUUAGUCAUGUUGGUGGUUUACAAGGCCAUAUUGAUCAACUCAAAGAAAUGGUUCAGCUGCCGUUGCUCUACCCGGAACUCUUCACCAAAUUCCACGUUACCCCCCCCAGAGGUGUAUUAUUCCACGGUCCUCCAGGAACAGGAAAGACUCUACUUGCUCGAGCCCUUGCCAAUACGGUUGGCAUUGGCGGUAAGAAAAUCACGUUCUACAUGCGAAAAGGCGCGGAUGCCCUUAGCAAAUGGGUUGGUGAAGCCGAGAAACAGUUGCGACUUCUUUUUGAGGAAGCACGAAAAACGCAACCAAGCAUUAUUUUCUUUGAUGAAAUUGACGGUCUCGCUCCUGUCCGAUCUAGCAAACAGGAACAGAUUCAUGCGUCCAUCGUUUCAACCUUGCUCGCCUUGAUGGAUGGUAUGGAUGGUCGCGGUCAAGUAAUUGUGAUUGGUGCUACCAAUCGACCCGAUAGUGUGGACCCGGCUUUGCGGCGACCAGGACGUUUCGACCGAGAAUUUUAUUUCCCCUUACCUGAUGUUAGCGGCCGUAAAUCGAUUAUCGAUAUUCAUACCAAGGAUUGGGGUCUCACCGAUGAUUUCAAAAUGUCCCUAGCAAAGGAGACAAAGGGAUACGGCGGUGCUGACUUACGUGCCAUGUGUACAGAAGCAGCUCUCAACGCCAUUCAAAGAACAUAUCCGCAGAUAUACAUGUCCCAAGAGAAGCUCAUUGUCGAUCCUGAGAAGAUCACCAUACAUAUGACAGAUUUCAUGCUUUCCAAGAACAAGAUUAUCCCCUCAUCAGAAAGAUCUGCCAUCUCAGGAGCCUCUCCAUUCCCAAAGCCUGUUGAACCACUUCUUCGGGAUCAGUUCAAGUCUAUUACUGAGGUAUUGGAUAGUGUCCUGCCACGCAAAAAGAAGGUAACAGCAUUGGAUGAAGCUAUGUUCGAACCUUACAAUGAUGAAGAUUUCGGAUUCAACCGAGAGAAUCUGCAGCAAGAGUUCCACAAAUUCCGUGUUUACCGACCGCGACUUCUUAUUUGCGGCCCUGAAGGGAUGGGGCAAGUUUACAUAAGCGCCGCCAUCCUCCAUUAUCUUGAGGGUGUGCACGUGCAAAACUUCGAUCUAGCCAACAUAUUGGGUGAUCCCUUACCUGUUGAACAAGUACUUUUCGGACUUUUUGCCGAGGCAAGGCGUCAGAAACCCAGUGUCAUCUUCAUCCCUAAUGUUGAUAUAUGGUAUGAAUCAUUGGCGGGGCCAGCACUCACUGCAUUCAUGUCCAUGAUAAGAACGAUACAACCAACCGACUCUAUCAUGGUUGUGGGAACGGCGGAGACUAAACUAGAAGAGUUAAGUCAUGAUCUCAAGCGUGAUCUCUUUGGGCUGUCAAAGACAAAUUUCGUGGAGAUUGCACGUCCAGCUAAGGAUAAACGGAAAGAAUUUUUCGGAAGAAUAAUCUCACACAUAAGAAGAUUACCCAAGGAUUUCCCUGAUCCCGUGAACCGAAAGAGAAGAGUACUAGAAGUGCUUCCUGUCGCACCCCCACCUCCUCCCAAGCAACUCACAUUGAGGGAGAUUAAAGAGGAGAAUCAAAAAUAUCGACGCGUACUUAAUGUCAUGAAGAUACACUUACAACCUAUCAUGGAUCAAAUAAAGCGCAAAUACCGACAGUUCCGAUUUCCGAUAAUAGCUGAAUCGCAAUAUUCGUACCUCUUCAAAGAAGCAGAUCCGAAUUAUGUUAGACCUGACGUGGCAAAUGCUCCGCCGCGUCCUUACGAACUUGCAACGGAUAAGGAAGGAUCUCCUGGACUUCUCGAGACUGCGACAGGCAAAUUUUACUACAACUUGGACUCAGUCACGAUAGAGACCAGACUUGCAAAUGCUUACUAUGUUACCCCGGAAGCAUUUCUGAAAGAUGUUUCCACAUUUGAACAUGAUGCGAAGAAUUUUGGCGAUCAGUCCAACUGGUUUAAAGCCAAUGAACUCGUUACUAAUUGUAACGUGGACGUUACUGACAUUGCCGACAAACUUCGUCUCAGAUUUGAUUUUGAAGCUGAAUGGAGAAGAGAACAAUUCCGUCAAAAAGAAUACAAACGAAUACGCGAGGCUCGCAAAAAAAACCAGCAGCAACAAUUUGAUGCCGCUAAUGGCACAGCUCCGGAGGCUGGUUCACCUAAGCUACAUACCACCACAGCACAGUUCCAGGUUAUCGACGAGGAAGCUGUCACUAAUGGGGAGAGCUCAGCGCUUAUUACAACAAAUGGUAUAUCGGCCCCAUCUCGAGCGGUAAACGAAGAUGUGCCUAUGAUCGAUAAUCCACCGCUUCCCGGACCGAACUUAUCUAUGCAACCGCCUUCUCAGUGGCCUCCCACAGAGGCUCGGUCUAUCCAUACCUCCACGCGAGCAACGUUAGGAGGCUCAGGGACAAACCGAUUUUCUCAAGUAUCAGCUGUGCAAUCCAUUCCCCCGGGAGUAUCACCAUCGGCAUUGGUGAAUGAGGCAUCGCCCACUAAGACGUCAGAUCCUUCCAAUCGAUCAUCUGGCUUUAGUACGCAUGUGACUAAUGGUGUUCAUCAUGACCAAUCUAGCCUUAUUGAAAAUAGCCUUGCUGAUACUCAGCCGGUUCCUGAAGCAAGUCAGUUGACGUCUAGUGAUGGCGAAUGGAUCCACACGCAAAUGCAUGGCUUACAAGGAUACCAACUCCCGCCUAGAAUUUCCGAUGCAUCAUAUAGUCAAGUAUCGGCGGCGGGCGGGAAACCUUCGCAUGCCCCAAGCAUGGCAAAUCUGUUGAAUGAUCCGGCUCCCGACGAGUCGUCGCAGUCUCAGGUAUUAUCACAGCGAGGACAACCCAGUUCACAACAAGUUGAAUUAGAUGAGGCUGCUGGGCGAGAUUUCCUGGAACAGAUUACUGAACGUACAUCAGGCUGCACUAUCGAGCAAUUGCAGCAGAUCUUCCGAGAGAUGAUGAAUGAUCUCUGGAAGACUAGAGGCGAGAGUAACCGUAUGAGAGUAUUGUACUCUGUUACUAACGUCUUUAACGAAGCCAUAAGUGAUAUUGAGUCAACUCAAGGUAUACUGCAGCAGAGUCAAUGA